UGGGGCACUAAAAAAGAUCGGAGCGAAAGCGAAGACAUGACUCUCACUUAAGCUCAAAGGAACCACGACUCAUUCGAUGCUUUGAUCUCCUAAAAAGCCUACUUUUUGACCCCCUCGCUCGAUAGUUUGUUACCCAAUUUACUUUCUCUCCCCCACUUAUUUUAUUUUGCUUUCCCUUAUUUUUUGGAUUUUCUCUCUCUUUUCUUUUUCAGAAAAACAAGUUUUAAUUUUUAUUUUUGCUGUUUCUCCUGCUGCUACGUAUAUCAACAUUACUUCCCAAUUAAAAACCCUAAUUUUUUUCUCUCUCUGAACACUCCUUUGAGUUCACAGAGAUUAAGGAAGGGAAAAGAAAGAGGGAAAUAGGGUGAGAUAUAUGUCCUUCAAUCAAUCAAGGUACGAUAAAAGCGAGCAACAAUACCGAAAAUUGGGGCGAUCCGCCGGUUCUAAUCAGCAGCGGACCUCCUCAGGCGCUUACGGUAAGGGCGCUGGCGGCGGGCCCGCCCCUUCACCGUCUCUCUCUUCUUCUUCUUCUUUAUCUUCCAAUCGAAGUUUUAAGAAGUUUAACAAUGCACAAGGCGGGCAAUCUAGGGUAAAUUCACCGGCUGUGAAUUCUUCAGAGUCUAGUAAUGCUUUGGCCUCGUGUAACAUACCAAAUGGUGCACAUGUACAGCCCCAGUUACAAGGAGCAUCUGAUGCACCGGUUGCAAGUGGUGCUGCCAAGCCAGUUGAAUCGCCCCCCACUCAGAGAAGCACCCGAGCUGUUCCGAAGGCUCCAACUUCUCAAUCUGCCACCAUGAGUUCUGACAGUAGUUCCCCCACAACUGCCGCAAAGGGAGAUACAUCAAAAGCAUUCUCUUUACAAUUUGGGACCAUAAGUCCCGGUUUCAUGAAUGGAAUGCAGAUUCCAGCUCGAACUAGCUCAGCACCCCCAAAUUUGGAUGAGCAGAAACGUGAUCAGGCACGCCGUGAAUCUUCUUUUAUAUCUGUGCCAAAUUUACCCACUCCUGUUACUAAGCAGCAGCUACCAAGAAAGGAUUCGGUUGCAACUGACCAAUCUAAUUCUGGGGAGGCUCAUCCAGUGCCCAAUGUCAAAAAAGAUGCACAAGCCUCUGUGGCACCCCCUGCGAACCAAACACAGAAGCCAUCUCUUCUUAAUAUACCCAUGACUUCUAUGCAGAUGCCAUUUCAUCACCAGCCCCAGGUUUCCAUGCAAUUUGGUGGGCCUAAUCCACAGAUUCAGUCUCAGAGUGUAACUGCUACUUCAAUUCAAUUGCCAAUGGGUAUUCCAUUACCAAUAGGAAAUGCACCUCAGGUGCAGCAACAAGUCUUUGUCCCAGGUCUUCGGCCCCAUCCUCUGCCACCUCAGGGAAUGAUGCAUCAGGGUCAGGGUUUGAGUUUCACGCCAUCUUUGGGUGCCCAGAUUGCACCCCAAUUGGGCACCUUGGGAAUGGGCAUUGCCCCUCAGUAUUCUCAACAGCAGGGAGGGAGGUUUGGUGUUCCUCGUAAAACCACUCCUGUCAAGAUUACUCACCCUGACACUCAUGAAGAAUUAAGGCUUGAUAAACGAACAGAUGCAUAUUCAGAUGGUGGGUCAUCAGGUCCGAGGUCUCAUCCUAAUGUGCCUUCUCAAUCCCAGCCGAUUCCAACAUUUUCAACUUCUCAUUCAAUCAACUAUUAUUCCAAUUCUUACAACACCAAUUCCAUGUUUUAUCCACCACCAAGUUCUAUGCCAUUGUCUAGUAGCCAGAUAGCACCCAAUGCCCCAGGGCCUAGAUUUAACUAUCCUGUUGGCCAGGGUCAUCAAAACAUUUCUUUUAUGAAUUCAGUGGCAGCCCAUGGUUCACUUCCAGUUAAUAAAUCCAUAAAUCUUACACAUGGUACUUCAGAAUCACCAAAUGUGGAACCUUCUCGUGAUGUUCACAGUGUGACAUCCUUUGCUUCCUCAGGUAUAACACAGGUUACAGUCAAGCCAGCUGCUGUUUCUGUUGGAGAGAAGGUGGCAGAUUCCACUUUUUCAAGUGGCUUGCCUCCUGUUGGAAAGGUUGGUUCACUAAAACCUUCUGUGCCAUCUAGUGAGGUUAGCUCAUCUCAGGCUCAAAAAGAGUUGGAUACUUGUCAAGAGAGCUUUGUAGAGCAGCCAAAACCUGGAAGUGAAUCAUUAACAUCCAAGUCAUUACCUGCUGCAGCUAAACGUUAUGGGGAAAUUCCAGCAACUAACUUGGAUGAGAGCCUGCCAUCUAAUUCUGUGUCUUCUGCUCCAGCUGCUACAUCUGAGGAGUCUAUGCCAGUUGUUGCCAGUAAUGAAGGCAGAAGGAAGGAGAGUUUGAGUAGGUCAAACUCUAUAAAAGAUUAUCAAAAGAAACUGGGUAAGAAAGGACAUAUUCAGCCACCAAAUCAGUCUACGACAUCAGCAUCCAACUUGGCUUCCCACGCUGAAGAACAUGGUAUUUCCUUGGACAGUGCAGUUUCUGAAACUAUAGGGGUUGAAACAGCUUUAAAAACAUCAGCAGCUGCUGAUGUUUUGUCACAAUCUACCAGGGAAUUACUAUCAAUUAAUGAUGCUUCAAUUUCUUCCUUAGAACUGAAGACAGAUAGCAAGAGAGAAGGCUUAACCUCUAUUUCAUCUGAAGUUUCUGGUACUGGCAAUAAUGUUGAUAGCUUGGACAUGGUUCAGCAUGCUAAGAUGGAUGGUUCUUCCAAGCUGGAUGAGCAACCAAAACCUGAAAUCAGUGGAAUUAAGGAAGAAGAGGAAAAAAAAUUACCUGAAGAGCACUUAAAAGACAAUGCUACUCUUGAGAUUCCUUCUGAACUGGUUCCCUUGAAGUCUAUGGAGCUUAAAUCUGAUCAGGAAUCUGCAACAAAGGCACCAGCUACCAGCAAUGGUGUUCCAACCUUAGGAACUGCACUGAGGGUGCUUGAUGAAGAUGUGGGGGUUAGCAUACAAAAUGAGAGAGUCACUGAUAGUAUGGAUGUCUCUACCUCUAUAAUUGUCGACUCUACAAAUGUUGAAGGUUCUCAUGUUGAUAUCACCUUUGUUUCCAAUGCAUCUUCAAGUGCCACUGAUAGCGAUGAGAUCACUGUUACUAAAUAUAGUGCAUCAGACCAGCAGUCUGCUCCCAUCACAACUCCAGAUCUCUCAAACUCAACUUCAGAAUACGAAGGAGAAGGUGUUUCUGUACCUAGUUCAAAUGACAAACCUGCGCCAGAACUCAGUAGUGCGCCAGAACUCAGUAGGACAAAGAGUACUAUAAUUAGAGGGAAGAAAAAAAGAAAAGAAAUUCUUCAGAAGGCUGAUGCUGCUGGGACAACUUCUGAUCUCUAUAUGGCAUAUAAAGGUCCUGAGGAAAAGAAAGAGACAGUCAUACCUUCUGCAAGUGUAGAAAGCAAUUCUAUUGGUGUUAAUUUGAAGCUGGUAUCUCAUGAGGCCCUUCAGGUGGAUACUACAGAAAGUGAGAAAAUUGCACAGAAUAAAGCUGAACCGGAUGAUUGGGAAGAUGCUGCUGACAUCUCUACACCAAAAUUAGAAACUUCAGAUAAUGACGAAAGGGCUCAUGGAGGGUUAGUCAGUCAUGAGAAAGAUGGAAGUGGGAAUAUAGCAAAGAAGUAUUCCAGAGAUUUCCUCCUUAAGUUUGCAGAGCAGUGUGCUGAUCUUCCACAGGGAUUUGAGAUUGCUUCUGAUAUUGCAGGGGCCUUGAUGGCUGCCAAUGUUAAUGCUUCUUACCUUGUUGAUCGUGAUUCAUAUCCUAGUCCUGGAAGAAUAAUAGAUAGGCAAUCUAGUGGUUCUCGAUUAGAUCGCCGAGCUAGUGGAAUGGGUGAUGAUGACAGAUGGAUUAAACUACCUGGUUCUUUUGGCCCAGGAAAGGACUUGCAUCUUGAUCUUGCUUAUGGUGCUGCAGCAGGUUUUCGGCCUGGCCUAGGGGGUAACUUUGGUGUUCUAAGGUACCCACAUGCGCAAACACCUCUGCCAUAUGUUGGAGGGAUCCUUUCAGGACCAAUGCAACCUAUGGGUCCACAAGGAGGGAUGCCACGAAAUAGUCCUGACACUGAGAGGUGGCAACGUGUUGCUAACUAUCAACAAAGGGGGUUGAUUCCUUCUCCGCAAACUCCAUUACAGAUGAUGCACAAAGCUGAAAGGAAGUAUGAAGUGGGUAAAGUGGCUGACGAUGAAGAAUCCAAGCAAAGGCGAUUGAAAGCCAUUUUGAACAAACUAACUCCCCAGAACUUUGAGAAACUCUUUGAACAAGUAAAAGAAGUAAACAUUGACAAUGCAGGUACACUCACUGGUGUCAUCUCACAGAUCUUUGACAAAGCUUUGAUGGAGCCAACUUUCUGUGAAAUGUAUGCAAACUUCUGUUAUCAUCUGGCAGGAGAGUUGCCUGAUUUUAGUGAAGACAAUGAAAAGAUAACUUUCAAGAGAUUGCUGCUGAACAAGUGCCAGGAGGAAUUUGAAAGAGGGGAGAGAGAGCAAGAAGAAGCAAAUAAAGUUGAGGAAGUGGGUGAGGCUAAACAGUCUGAGGAGGAAAGAGAGGAAAAGAGAAUCAAGGUACGGAGGCGAAUGUUGGGUAACAUUAGACUUAUUGGGGAGUUGUACAAGAAGAAAAUGUUAACUGAGAGAAUAAUGCAUGAAUGCAUCAAGAAAUUACUCGGUGAGUAUGAGAAUCCUGAUGAGGAAGAUGUUGAGGCUUUGUGCAAAUUAAUGAGUACGAUUGGAGACAUGAUUGACCAUCCCAAAGCAAAGGAUUAUAUGGAUGCUUAUUUUGAGAGGAUGGGAAAGUUGUCGAACAAUAUGAAAUUAUCUUCUAGGCUUAGGUUCAUGUUGAAGGAUGCUAUUGAUUUGAGAAAGAAUAAAUGGCAGCAGAGGAGGAAAGUUGAAGGGCCUAAAAAGAUUGAGGAAGUGCACAGAGAUGCUGCUCAAGAGCGACAAGCACAAGCCAGUAGGCUUGCUCGUGGUCCUGGAAUCAAUCCUGCUGCAAGAAGAGCGACUAUGGAUUUUGGUCCAAGACCAUCUAUGUUAUCUUCCCCUGGUGCUCAGAUGGGUAGUUUUCGUGGGUUGCCCACCCAGGUCCGUGGUUUUGGGGCUCAGGAUACUCGCACAGACGACAGACAGUCUUUGGAGGCUAGGACUUUGUCAGUUACCUUGCCUCAAAGACCGAUUGCUGAUGAUUCUAUUACUUUGGGCCCCCAGGGUGGUCUCGCUAGAGGGAUGUCUUUUAGAGGACAGCCAGCAAUGUCAAGUGCACCCCUAGCUGAUAUUUCUCCUAGUUCAGGAGAUUCAAGAAGAAUGGCUGCUGGUUUGAAUGGUUUUAGCUCUCUAUCAGAGCGGACUACUUAUGGUUCUAGGGAGGAUCUCAAGCCAAGAUAUGUGACAGAUAGAUUUGCAAUGCCAGCUUCUUAUGACCAGUUGAGUUCCCUGGAACGUGGCAUGAAUUUCAGUAAUAGGGACUUUAGGAACCCCGAUCGCAGUUUUGAUAGACCUCUUGCAGCUUCUCCACCUGCACGAGGUCAAACAUCAGGUUUCUCUCAAAAUAGUCCUCCAGAAAAGGGCUGGCCUGAGGAGCGCCUGCAGGAAAUGUCCAUAGCAGCAAUUAAAGAAUUUUACAGUGCUAGAGAUGAGAAAGAAGUUGCUUUGUGCGUCAAAGAUUUGAAUUCCCAAAACUUUCAUCCGACAAUGAUUGCUCUUUGGGUAACAGACUCUUUUGAAAGAAAAGACAUGGAACGGGAUCUUUUGGCCAAGCUACUUGUCAAUCUGGCAAGUUCUCGUGAUGGUGUGUUAAGCAAAGUUCAACUUGUUAAAGGGUUUGAAUCUGUUCUCAGCACAUUGGAGGAUGCAGUGAAUGAUGCUCCAAAAGCUGCAGAAUUUCUUGGCCGUAUUUUUGCCAAAGUCAUUGUAGAAAACGUCAUCUCCCUGGCGGAGAUUGGGCUUUUAAUAUACGAUGGUGGAGAGGAGCUUCGACAAACUGGUCUCGCCGGAGAUGUUCUUGGAAGCACCUUGGGGGUAAUUAAAACAGAGAAAGGAGAAACUGUUUUGAAUCAAAUCCGAGCAAGCUCCAACUUACGGUUGGAGGAUUUUCGGCCUCCAGUUCCCAUCAAAUCAAGGAUAUUAGAAAAUUUUAUGUAGAGGAUAGUGAUGAUCCUUGUAUUUUGUUAGAAGAAAUUCAUGAUGUCUGGUGCGGGGUGUUACAUGAGUUUCUUCGUCUGCGCCAUGUUUUAAAUAUUAUUUCUUGCAAAUAUUAUCAAAUUGAGCAUCCAAAGUCGAUGUUCUCUUUCUCUGCAGCAGCUUGGUCUUGUCUCUUCCCAGAUCUGCGCCAACAUCCGCAUGAACUUCAGAAAUUAGUUAUUUUUUCAUGUAUAAUAACUGGUAAAAAUGCUUGAACCUCAAUUCCAGUUUC
Molecule: messenger RNA, 6389 nt
Organism: Durio zibethinus
Lineage: Eukaryota; Viridiplantae; Streptophyta; Magnoliopsida; Malvales; Malvaceae
Product: eukaryotic translation initiation factor 4G-like
Cellular component (GO): eukaryotic translation initiation factor 4F complex
Molecular function (GO): translation initiation factor activity; protein binding; mRNA binding
Source: RefSeq, a predicted model, not a curated record